Mobula hypostoma (lesser devil ray) is the source of this 552-nucleotide messenger RNA. It is a transcript of the gene polr2i, whose product is annotated as RNA polymerase II subunit I. Bases 34 to 426 code for a protein of 130 amino acids. NCBI's taxonomy places the organism in Eukaryota, Metazoa, Chordata, Chondrichthyes, Myliobatiformes, Myliobatidae. Gene Ontology annotation, biological process: transcription initiation at RNA polymerase II promoter; transcription-coupled nucleotide-excision repair; DNA-templated transcription. The record is from RefSeq and is a predicted model, not a curated record. Gene Ontology annotation, molecular function: DNA-directed RNA polymerase activity; zinc ion binding; nucleic acid binding. The transcript is spliced from 6 exons. Gene Ontology annotation, cellular component: RNA polymerase II, core complex.
CCGGCGGGAGUGGGCCGUGCUGCGCAUGCGCCCAUGGCGGCAGCCAUGGAUUUCGAAGCGGGCCACGGUGGCCCCGGGUUCGUGGGGAUCCGGUUCUGUCAGGAAUGCAAUAACAUGUUGUACCCGAAAGAGGACAAAGAGAACAGAAUCCUGCUUUAUGCGUGUCGAAACUGUGACUACCAACAGGAGGCUGAUAACAGCUGUAUCUACGUCAAUAAGAUCACGCACGAAGUUGAUGAACUGACACAAAUAAUAGCAGACGUGGCGCAGGAUCCGACGCUGCCCAGAACAGAAGACCAUCCUUGUCCAAAGUGCGGACAUAAGGAAGCAGUAUUUUUCCAAUCACACAGCGCAAGGGCUGAGGACGCCAUGAGACUGUACUACGUGUGCACAGCCGUACACUGCGGCCAUCGCUGGACUGAGUAAGGACACGGUGGUGCCCUCUAUCGCGAUGUUGUACCUGUACCGGCUGUGGUGUCCAGCCGACUUGUCAGCGGCUCACGUCAGAGACUGUGUACAAGUUAUGACUGAAUUAAAUGCUGUGAUAAAGUA